This is a messenger RNA of Spinacia oleracea (spinach), 2246 nucleotides long. RefSeq names its product protein RIK. Gene Ontology annotation, molecular function: RNA binding. The record is from RefSeq and is a predicted model, not a curated record. Gene Ontology annotation, cellular component: nucleus. Lineage: Eukaryota; Viridiplantae; Streptophyta; Magnoliopsida; Caryophyllales; Amaranthaceae. The transcript is spliced from 12 exons. Bases 25 to 1908 code for a protein of 627 amino acids.
CUGAAGCUAAAAUUGAAACAGAAAAUGACGAACAUCCCUUCAACACCUCUGCAUCAGUCCACCGUUUGUUGUUCAUCGGCGACCAAAAGUACCGACGCAAAAACAAUGACACAGGAUUGCGGUGCAAAAACUCAAGCUUCAGUCUCCAAAAUAAGAAAGAAGAGGAGGUGGGAUCAACCUGACGAGUCUUUAGUCUCUUGCGGAGCUGUUUUAUCUGGAAUGCUACCUAUGAGCACUGUAGGAUGCUCUGGUAUUUCUCUACCAGGGGCAGUUUCAGGUUCUUGUACUCCUUCAACAAGCUCCAUGAAAGUUGGCUGUGUCAAUAUCCAGGCCUCAGUAGUGCAGCACCACGCUGCUGCACUGGUCCAUAGACUAACUCAGCCAAAGAUUCAGGAAGAUCUCAUAAUAGCAAGAGAAAUAGUUAUAAAUGAUGCAGAUUCAGCUAUGCGUUACAAGUUGACAAAACGCCAGACACAGGAAGAGAUCCAGAAGUCCAGUGGUGCAGUUGUAAUAACUAGGGGAAAAUAUCGACCAACCAAUGCAGUACCAGAUGGUGAAAAACCACUUUACCUUCACAUAUCUGCUGGAGCUCAUUUGAAAGAGACAGCAGAAAGGAUCCUUGCAGUAGAUCGCGCAGCUGCCAUGGUUGAGGAUAUGCUGAAACAGGUUUCUCAACCAUUGAGCACAUGUAUCUAUUUGGGCUUUGAUGCAGAUCCAUCACUGAACAUUGUUGCUAGGAUACGUGGUCCAAAUGACCAGUAUAUAAAUCACAUUAUGAAUGAAACAGGAGCGACGAUUGUAUUACAUGGGCGUGGUUCAGGGCAUCUUGGUGUCAUUCAGGAUGAAGAGGGACAACAACCUUUAUAUUUGUUGUUGUCAAGUAAUAAUCAAAAGAGCCUUGACGAUGCAAAGCUUUUGGCUGAAAAUCUUUUGGACACAAUCAGUCGAGAGUGUGGUGCAAACAGGGUCUCAUCGUGCAAAGUUUAUGGUGCUGUUCCACCCCCACAACAAUUGCUGGUCGGUGUUCAGAGUCCAGGGACAGAAAUGCAUGCAAACUUGAGUUCUGCUGCAAGUAUGGCUUGUUCAGCUGCAACUUCGAUUCCAGAUGGACUUGUUGCUUCAGUUGUGGGUCCGGUGGUCCCAACAACAUUUUCGUACGGGCAGGUAAUCCAACCUGGAUUAUUGCUUCCUCCUGGUCCUGCCCAGAAAAACGGGCUUCACUAUUCUCAGCCUUCGUUGACUGCCUGUACUAGUUACAGUGCAUAUGCUGGAAUAUAUCCGCAGGCUACAUGUUCGCAGCAAGUAGCAUUAGCUCUUAGACAGUCAAGUCCAGUCUCUUCUACAGUUCAUCCUGCAACAUCAGCUACCAUGGUGAUGCCAAAAAGCUCAUUUGAGUCAGAAAAGCGGAAGCGGAAAUUCCAAGAGUCACCUGCAGCUUUUAAGGGAGUUGCAGUAUCCCAACAGGAAUCAGAUCUCCGGGACCCAUGUAUGGAGAAGAAGAAAAAAGACACGACUAUGCCACCUCCCUCUUUGAAGAACAUGCUUCCUCCUCCUCCUCCAAGGAAUAAUUCAACAAUUUCCCUGAAUUCAAGAAGCAUGCCCCAUCCACCAAAGAGCAUGCUGCCAUCACCCUCUCCAUCAAAGAGUAUGCACCCACUACCACCUUCAUCAAACAGCAUGCAUCCACCGUUGCCUAAGUUUGAUUCCUCAGUCUCUGUCAAUAGAGGAAACGACAGGGACAACAUUGCUAAGAGAUCAAGUCUCCCCACGGUCUCAGUUGUUUCAGAUACUUUGGUAAAGCUAAUGGAAUAUGGGGAUGAUGAUGAUGAUGUUGAGGAAAGUGAGAACGAAAUAUCUAAUAAUAGUGCCAAUCGAGUUGCUACUUCGAAGCCAUUCUGGGCAGUGUGAAAUGAUGUCUGAUGCACAGCAAAACUGAUGAAUUAAUUCGUUAAUAUCCAACCCGCGUGAAUCAAAGAUGGGCUGUGGUGACAGUUACCACUCAGUUAAUGUCAUGAUGAAUCAACUCAUAUUCCAAGAUCAUUGUGGAUUUCAGAGUUUGGAAGCUUUCACUCUGCCUUGCUAGUCAUGGUGUGCAGGUUAUUUCAAUUUUGUACUAAUUAGUUUUGGUUUACGCUGAAUCACCAGAGGGAAUCAAUCUUUCCCUUUCAGCAUUUAUCCGUCGGAGAAAGGGAAACAUGCAAAUUGUAAUGUCACAUUUUAAUGAAAAGUUCGGCUAGCUUCCAGUA